Messenger RNA from Phragmites australis (common reed), 1215 nucleotides. RefSeq names its product inactive protein RESTRICTED TEV MOVEMENT 2-like. Bases 187 to 1065 code for a protein of 292 amino acids. Lineage: Eukaryota; Viridiplantae; Streptophyta; Magnoliopsida; Poales; Poaceae. The transcript has 2 exons. The record is from RefSeq and is a predicted model, not a curated record.
AAAGCUUGGAAUGAGUAACCUGCUUAGCCCGCAUGUCCCGGACUCUCAGCUUCAGCUAGCCUUCAGGUAUAUCUACGAGGCAGCUAGCACUGCAAGAUCACGAGCGACCUGAAUAGCAUCAACGUGCGUGCAGGAGCACAAGCGAUCGAUCUCGAUCCAACAACUAUCUAAGCCGGCCGGCCGGCCAUGGCGAGCAGGCAAGCACCAGCGGCGCCCCAGCAGCCGCGCAAUGGCGACGGCGAGUUCGACCCCGUGUACGAGUGGCUGGACGACGGCGGCAGCUACCUACUCCGCCUCGACCUCCCAGGCUUCAAGAAGGAGGACCUCCGGGUGCACGUGGACGCUGCCGGCUGCCUGACCGUCCUCGGCCAGCGCGCGCCCGGCGCCGGCACGGGGAACGCGUUGCUGCUCCACAAGGUGUUCCAGCUGCCCGCCACGGCAAACCUCGACACCAUCACCGGCCGCUUCGACGGCGCCGUGCUCACGCUCACCGUGCCCAAGCUGCCGCAACCCGGUGCCGUCGCGCCGCCACCUCCUCCGCCGCCGCAGGCCAAGGAGGAGGCGGAAGUCACCAACGAUAAGCCAGUUGAUCAGGGGGACAAGGCAGCCAAGAUUGCCCAUGAGGCGGAGUCGGAACGGAAGAUCGAGGCGGAGAGGGCGAGCUUGACGGCGAGAGGCAAAAAGGAAGACGAGGCCAAGGCCGAGGCGCCGCCGCCGCCGCCACCGAGCGAGAACAAGGCGCAAGGAGCUCAUCGAGACCAGGACGAGAAGGCCGGGGCCGAUCACAGGGCGAAGGUGGCCCGCGAGGCGGAGGCCAGGGCCGAUCACAGGGCUAAGGUGGCCCGCGAGGCGGCUAGCAGGAUCGAGGAGGCGCGGGCUAGGGUGGCGGAGGCGAGGGCGGUGGCGGAGAGGGAGAGUAAGGGUGGGCAUUGGAAGGAGCAUGCGGCGGCGGAGGGGCUCAAGUGGGCGGAGGCCGUCGGCAAGAAGAAGGAGGUGAUCGCCACGGCCGUCGCGGCUUUCACGCUGGGCGUAUUGGCCUCCCACAGGCUCUUCGCAAAGAGUUAAUUAAUUAACCAAUGCAUGGAUCAGACGAGAAUGAGAGCACGUCCGCUAAUUAGUUGCAGGCCUGUACAUGAUCCACCACUACUACAUGCAUGUAUAUAUAGAGAGAUGAAAUGUGUGGCUGCUUCAAGUGAGCAUUAUUGUACAUACGUA